Molecule: messenger RNA, 8205 nt
Organism: Spodoptera frugiperda (fall armyworm)
Lineage: Eukaryota; Metazoa; Arthropoda; Insecta; Lepidoptera; Noctuidae
Gene: SMC5
Product: structural maintenance of chromosomes protein 5
Exons: 20
Coding region: 131-3274 (1047 amino acids)
Biological process (GO): double-strand break repair via homologous recombination
Cellular component (GO): Smc5-Smc6 complex
Molecular function (GO): ATP hydrolysis activity; ATP binding
Source: RefSeq, a predicted model, not a curated record
UGACAUUUGUAAAAUAGCAAAGAAAGGUGUUGUUUGUGUCACCGGAUAUUUCCGUUUUUCAAUUGAUUGCUACGCAAAUGUUUUAUAUUUUGUAUUAUUAUAACUAAAGUUAUGAUUAUAUAAUUGUGAAAUGUCGCAAGUGAAGAACACGGGCAGUCAAAAAGCCGGCUGCAUUUACAGGAUAACCCUCGCUAACUUUGUGACAUACCAAAGUGUGGAACUGUUACCGAAUUCAUCGUUGAACUUGAUCAUCGGUCCCAAUGGCACGGGCAAGUCCACGUUUGUGUGUGCCAUUAUACUGGGGCUCUGUGGCAAGCCCAGCGUUAUUGGACGAGCUAAGAAAAUAUCAGAAUACGUGAGAAGCGGUUGUGAAGAGGCUACUAUAGAAAUAGAGUUAUACCAGAGGCCUGGACAGAAGAAUGUCAUCAUCACAAGGACAUUCAACACAUCGGACCAGUCCAAGUGGUACAUUGACCAUAAGUCAGUCCCAGUCAAGCAAGUGCAGGAACUUAUAGCUUCGCUGAAUAUACAAGUAGACAAUCUAUGCCAGCUGCUACCUCAAGACCGAGUCCAAGACUUUUCGAAGAUGAACUCUCAAGAACUACUCCGCAGCACGCUAUCAGCUGUGGGUGGGCAGGAGAGUGUCUCUCAACUGGACGAGUUGAUUGAAUGCCGGACUAAACAGAGAGGCUUGUCCACGCAACUACAGACUAACAGACAAACGAUGGAGGAGUAUAUACGUUUGAAUGAGAGAUUAAAAGUAAUCAUAGACGCAAUGCAACAGCGGAAAGAGAUUGAGAAGCAAAUAGAGAUUUGUGAGAAGAAGAAGAUGUUCCUAGAAUAUAAAUUCGCAAGGGACAAAGUUGUGGAAUUGACGAGAGACAAGAAUGAGGCUGUGAAAAUUGUGAAAACUCAUCAGAGUAAGGUGGAGCCCUUGGAGCGAGUUAUAGAGGGCGCUCGAGCAGAAAUUGGGCAGUUAGAACAAAAGAAAUUGGCUGCGAACAAAAAAACGUACGCUUUAAAAGAUCAAGCUAAAGAAAUAAUGAACGCGGUUCGCACACAAGAGCUCAGAUUGAAGGAGAUCGAAGGAGCUUAUCAAGACAAAGUAGAGAGAUAUAGAAAUAGAGAAAGAGAGUUACAAGAGUCUAAAGCGAAGUUAGAGAAGUUGAUUAUGGAUAAGAGUAGAUUGGUGGAGAAGGUUGGAGAUGCCCAAAUGGAUUUAGCAGAGAUCCGUGAGCCCAUACGCAAAACGAAUGCAGCUAUAGAAAAUCAGAAAAAGAAGAAAUUGGAAGUACAGUAUGAUUUGGAAAACAAUGUGAUGCCGCAAAUUCGACUUUAUCAGAACAAAAUCCGUAAACUAGAGGAUGUGGACAACAAACGUCUAGAAGUGUUGCGAGCUUACAGCGAAGAUACUUAUAAAGCGGUGUUGUGGUUGAGAGACAAUCGGGAGAAGUUCCAACAACCUGUAUAUGAACCGAUGAUGCUUGAGAUAAGAUUCACAGAUCCGAAAUACGCUCGCUACCUAGAGUCCACGGUCGCCGGCAGAGAUCUAAUAGCCUUCACAUUUGAAUCGACACAGGAUAUGAACCUGUUUCUACAGAACGUUAGAAGGGGGCUGGGUUUGAAGCAAGUCAACGCAGUUUGUAGUCAAAGCGGGCCUUUAGACCGACCUCCGAAUAAUAUACAGCAGUUGAGCUACCUCGGUUUCUACACGUACCUAGUGGACACGAUAACGGCGCCGUCGGCGAUAGUCCGGUACUUGUGUCGCAACUACAGCAUCCAUCGCGUCCCCAUCGGCAACGAGCAUACAUACAACAACAGUGGAAACGUGCCCGCUAAUAUUAACUUCUUUUUUACUGAGAACCAUAGGUUCUCAGUUCGCGUGUCUGCGUACAGCGGCGAGAAGUCGACGUCUACGACAGAGAUCCGCGCGCCGAAGCUCUUGGCCAACACCGUCGAUGUUGACCAAAUCGAUAAUUUUACUAAACAACUGUCCACAUUCGAACAGGUAGCGCAGUCUCAUAGAGCGAGUAUGCAAGAAGUUGACAGGAACCUGACGAAGCUAGAGACCUCGCUGAACGAGCUAAAUUUGAGGAGGAAAGCUAUCAGUGAGGGCGUUGAGAAAGUGCGAACAAUAACGGCCCAAAUUCGUAUACAAACGAAGAAAGUGGAAGAUAUAGAGAGAGAAGCGACGUUCGACAUAGAACAGGAGAGACAGCGGUGUAGGCAGAAACAGAAAGCGUGUAUCCUGAAACAGUGUAACAGUCACAUAGAACUAAAACAGUGUUACACUACACUCUGCGAGGAGACUAAAAAAGCACUGCUAUGGAAGACAAAACUGGACAUCAGUAGAAACGGGAUAGUCGACCAAGAAAACGAAUUGAGACUGUUGAAGACGGAAUUGAGAAAUGUUCAGGCAACCCUAGAAAACAUAGAGAAUCAACUGACCAGAGCCAAAUCGGAUGCGAAAGAGAAGUUACAAGACGCCAAAAAGAGUUGCAACAACAAAUUACCAGAAGAUAAAGAUUUUCCAUACAAGAAGGAGUUUGCGGACUUACCGAGCGAUCUGGCGAAGCUGCAGGAACAUUGCUACGAGCUGCAGACCAAAGUCGACUUUAUGGACAAAGGCGAUGAACAGGUAAUAAAAGAAUACGAAGAGCGAGAAAGAAUGAUAGACAGGCUAAGGUCUGAGGAUAUGGACUCCAGUAAUGUGACGAAAACGCUCGAGGCUAAGAUGAAUUCUAUCAAGAAAGCAUGGUUGCCGCCCUUGGAGAAUUUGCUUCGCGAUAUCGACAAGAGUUUUGGCGAUAUGUUCGCGAAACUCGGCUGCGCCGGCGAAAUCAAACUCGAGAAAGCCGGCGAUGAUGAGGACUACGACAAGUACGGCAUCUCGAUCCUGGUCCGGUUCCGCGAGUCGGAGCAACUGCAGCAACUGACGCGCCACACGCAGUCCGGCGGGGAGCGGGCACUCUCCACCGCGCUCUACCUCAUGGCGCUGCAGCGGCUCUCCACCGUGCCCUUCAGAUGCGUGGACGAGAUAAACCAAGGCAUGGACCCUAUAAACGAGCGGAAAAUGUUCGAGUUGCUCGUCAAGGUGACCACGGAAUGUGACAACGCACAAUACUUCUUGUUGACGCCUAAGCUACUAGCAAAUCUAAACUACAACGAAAAAAUAAUGGUCCACACGAUAAUGAACGGGCGGAAAAUUAUUCACUACAACAAUUGGAACCACGACACUUUCUUACAGAGAGCCCUACAAUACAGAAUGUCCUGACAUACUUUUAUAAACCUUAUUACAUGUACUUACAAAGUCUUAAUUUGUUUGUCUUACUCGUAGUUCGCUGUGAAUUUUCGCUCUCUCUAGAUGUCGCCACUGGCGUUUUAAAUCAGUAAGACCAAAUUUUAUAUUUUUGUGAAUGGAUGAUAUUUUUUUAUGUGAUCUCACUCUUUUUGGCCCUACCAGGGUUUUGCAGUGAUUUUAAAAAUAAUUUGUUUUAUAAUAUUGAUUAUACUAAAAAAAGGAAUUUUGUAAUUAUAAUAAAAAUUUAAGUAAGUCCGUAUGUCAGUCUUUUAGAUUCCUUUAAAGGCGUAAGUUUUAAAUAUGGACUGUCUUGGGUUCGAUUUCCAGACUAACUGGGGUUUGUAAAACUUUUAAACUAUUGUGCCUAAUGGUACAAUAGGAUUAUUACAUGGAUCUUAUAACAUAACUGGUGAAAGGUUGGUGUUAAUCUCUUUACGUCAACUACUUUAUAACUAAUUUGGGUUAUAAAGGACUAUUAAUAUCAAGGAAUCAUCUAAAAUAGGAUUGUGUCCAUGUAUUUGAUUUUAUUAUUGUAACUUACGUGAGACGUACUAAAUUCAUUAUUAUGUUUUUCGACUUACACACGCUGGACAACUAUGAACAUGAGCCUUUAUAUUGGCUUGAAACUAGUCGAAUUCUUCGUCAAACAUUAUUGUUAUAUGAGUGACUGGUAAUAAUUAGUGAACGAUAUUUAAACACGUGAUUGUACUCAUGAUUACAAACAACUUUCCCAAAAAACUGUUUUUGUAUACUCAUUCGUCGCGGGCACGCGCGCGUUAAAUUUUGUCUCGUUAAAUCACGUGUUCAAAUAUAGUUCACUAAUUACUAGGCACCCUAUAUACAUUUUUGGUGCCUACGUAUCUCAAACAUUUCUAGUUUGCGACCGUAUCAAGUAAUCAUUGUCAAGUACAAUGUAUAAACAAUACCCUGCCUACGGUUGAGGUUCUACUUACGGCUAUGUAAAAUAUCACCAUGUGUCAGUACAAAGUAGAUUGUAGUGAUUUUUUUUAUAUUUUUAAUUGUAAUUGUAAUGUAUUGAUUAGUUAUUGUUAAAGUUAACAGUUUUAACUGGUUAAAUGUAGUUUUAUCUUUGGUCCAAAGUGUGGCGGAUCUUAGCACUUGUUGGUGUUGCUGUUUGGGGAACAAAUUGGGGAACUUUCCCAGAAGACUGUUAGCUUCUGGGAACCGUGUACCUAUUAAGGUCCAGACCCCCCCCCCUUCUCCAACUCCAAUCCCCCAAAAGCCCGGCAACGUAUUUGUAACGUAUCAGUAAAUACUCUAGUGUUUCGAGUGACCAUGUGCGGCGCGAAUUGCUUACCAUCAAGUGAUCCGUCUGCUCGUUUGCCAACCUAUCCCUAUAUGAAAGGCAAUACUAACUUUCUGACCGAAGAAAUAGCCAGUCUGGUCUGGUUUGGUCACGUGAAGAAUUAACUAGCCAAUGAGCAAUGUCUUUGUCGACAAAAUUUGCAUAGCCCAUGUAGGAUCCAUGGCUAUUUUGACUCCAAAUGAUAAAAAACUAAAUGAAAAUAUUUUCUUCGUAUGGAAAAGCGUGUCUCCGUGAAAUGUACAUUUGACCAGUUAAAGACGUUGACUAUAAUAAGAUCAAAAUUAAUGUAAUUUUGGAUGUUAUCCAUUUUGUUUUUUUUAUGGCAUCGAUGUGAUAGAUGUUCUAGGGUUAUUGUGUUAGUUUGUUUGUCCACUGCUCGUAUUAUGAACUCAUCAUGUUAAUUGGCUGAAAUGUCUAAAAAUUUAAAUUACGACCGAGAAUCAUACUGCCUCGUUGGUCGAGUGGUCGCAAGUGCGACUGCCGGAUAAGGGGUCUCGGGUUCGAUUCCCGGGUCGGGCAAAGAAUUACUGGGCUUUUUUCGGUUUUUCGAAAAUUUCUCAGAAGUCUGGAAGAGUCUGGAAUUGUGUCCAGUAAAUGGCAGUAGGCUCACUCCACACAUGGGAAUGGAACUUUUAACACAAAUAGUGAAAAGUGGGUAUACAUUGUAUAGCGGCAUUACGUGCCGUAAUGUGCACCUUUGCCUACCCCUUCGGGGAUAAAAAGGCGUGACGUUACGUUACGUAAGUAUACACAUAUAUGAAAACUGGUAAAAAUUAGAUUUGUUAUAAUGUGAGCCCUCUUUUAUAUAGUUUUUUAGUAUUAUUUGUUCAAAUUGUCUACUGUCUAUCAUGGUUCAUAGUAGACACAGUCAGAAUGAUCGAUGAUCAUACGGAGACACUUAGUAUAACGUUCUCCUACAAUUGACAUAAAUGAAAAUUUCAUUACAAAUAUUCGCUACUAUUCCAUUCUACAGCGAUGUAAAUAAAACCAAUAUGUUUUGGCAUUCAAUAUGUACUUUAUGUACUCAGCCCUUUGGAGAAUAAACAGGGUUCGUCGGUUUAACGUAAAAAAAUACUUUUAUCUCUUUCUAAUUUCAAAAGAAAGAAAGAAAGAGACAACAUUACUACGAGUUUGUGGACAAAACGAACUAUUUAUUAUUUGUUAUAAUGUAAAUAAAACAUUAAACUGUAGUAUUCUAAUAUACAUUGAAUGUAUAAAACAAAUUAAAGUGAUAUCUAUCUGUGUUGUAUACUAAUUUGUAUAAUCGACCUUAGGUAAUGGCCUUAAGGAUUAAAGUCGCUUGCGUAUUAUAAAGCUGCAAAGAUUAAUUUAUACUAGCACCGAAUUGAAGAGCGUACUGUAAUUUGAACUCUCAAAGCAAAUGCAACCUUAAAUCUCUGCUAAAUAAGGCACAUAUUCCUAAUUUACUACUUUCAAGUCCCAUUUGUAACUCGAAACUAGUAGUAACAACCUCUAACUAUGACGUAAUCCAAAUUAAAUUGUAGAGUAAUUAAAAUAAGGGACAUGUACCUUACUUUGCAUAAGAUAAUUUAAAUUUAUUUAUUUAUUCAUUAAACAAUUUCGAUCAACUAACUUUAACUAGAUAACGUAUCACUAAUAAACAACCGUCGCAAAAGUCCCGAGUACUUGUUUGUAUAAUAUACUGAUAAACAGCCUAAGUGUGGGAGAGCCAUGCUUCGGUAUGAAUGGGCCGGCUCGACCGGAGUGAUACCACGGCUUCACCGAAAAUUGACGUGAAACAACGCUUGCGUUGUGUGAGUGAAGUUACCGGAUGCCCAAUUACUCAAUCCCCAAUCCCCGAUCCCCCAACAAACCUUAAAUUCCUAAUCCUCAAAAGGCCGGCAACGCACUUGAAAUGCCUCUGAUGUUUCGGGUGUCCAUGGACGGCGGCGAUAACUUACCAUGAGGUGAUCCGUCAGCUCGUUUACCGGGUUACACCAAAAAAAAAUAUCAGGCAUUUUCAGGCCUCCGGGGCACCACGACCUAUUUUAUGCUUCAUUUGUUUUUAUGCUUAAGCAGGAGUAGGAACGUGGUGGUUUUUAGUCAGUAAGAGUCUGACACUCCCUGCUGCCUCGCCCAAGGCGGGGAGUAGUCAUUGGAUGAUUGUCCCCCCUUAAAAAAAUCUGAUCAAAUAGAUCUGUUGUUGGUUACCAGUUCUUGAUAAUUUAGAAAAGGUACAUUCUAAGGUCGAUUAUAUUAUAUUUUGUAAGAUCUUUAGCGUAUUUUAGUAUUUUCUAUGUUAGUGUUAGUGCACUUUUAUACUGUAGUCUUAGUAUUUAUAUUGAGAUGCAAUGCAACAUUGUAUAGUAGACCUUAUUGCUUCCAGAAAUAGUGUAAAUUUUCGAAUACACUAUUUUUAUAUCGAAAAAAUAAGUCAGCAAUAAAAAUAUAGAUGAUAAUAUUGUAAAAUAACUUUUACCGUAGCAUUAAUACGAUUUUCACUUUUAUUACUAUAGUAAUAAGGUCCUUAAUAAGUAUUUGGUAUUGUAAAAAAAUCCAUUUUGCAGUCUUAUCAUACCCUUUUCCAAUUGUAGUAGAGUCUAAAAUUGCUUGUAAGAUUUAAAAUAUAAUUCUCAAACAUUUUCUACAAUAUGCAUUUUAUAGUUCUUAUAGUACCAAUAGUUCAAUAUUACAUAGUAAAGAUAGAUAUUUACUCUUAUACCAAACCCACCUUUGUGUCUACGGGAGUAGAGUUUAGAAUUGUAUGUAGAUUUUUCUAAGCAACAUGCAUUUCGUAGCGUAAAACUUGAAUUAAAACUAUACCGAACGAUAAUUUUAACAGUUAUAGAAAACACAAUAUUUUCUAACAGAUUUUAUUCCUUAUGUUUAAGGAAUUAUAGUCUUUAAUUGCAGUACCUUAGAACACAAUUUACUGUAUUCUCUCAACCCACCGUUUAAAUGGUUACCGAGUAAGUCCAGGUUAUUUUCACUCACGGGUAACUUUGAUCCAAAUACUAUAUAUAACCAAUAGGAAUCUAGAACAAAGCGUAUAUUAGUUUUUCAUUGGUCUAAAAGUUUUGGUCGAAAUUACCCACUAGGGUCAAACAAACCCGAUUUUACGGUAACAUAAUUUAUUUAUUUAGUCAUUCACAGAAUGUAGUGUUAUUUUAUCAGCUCUGAAUGUAAUGUACCAUUUACUGGUACAAUGAAAAUAGAACCUUAAAAACAACUAGCAUAAGGUAUACACAGAUUGUAGUGAUUUUUUUAUCAAUAUCAUUUACUGUUCAGAGAAAAUACUACCUUAAAAGCAAUUAGCGUAAGGUUGAUUUUAUUGCGCGCUUUGUAAACCCACAAUGUUCAUUGUUGAUUUAUUUGAUUAUAUAUUUGACAUUGUCCUUUGAAAUAAACCAGUGAAAUGUAAAAAUGAUAUUAAAAACAAGUGAUUUUGUCUCACAAAAUGUCCAUCAAAACUAAUUAAAAAAAAAAUAUUGUACUACUUACUACGCAAUGAUCACACGAAGGUAAAAAAAAAACCAAAAUUGUCGCCAUAAAUAUGAGCUUUAUUUGAUUAUUCAAAAACAAUGUGUUAUUGUAAAUAAAUAUUUUUUUUUAGUAA